CCACCUUACUCGUAUCUAAAAACUGAAUCAUAUCGCUCGCGAUCAGUGCUGCCAUGCGCUUCGACGCGCAGACAGCACCCAUCGCAGACCUUCUGGGCACGCAGAAGGGCGCCCGAUGCGCUCUGCAUUGCCCGCUGGACGUAGCGCCACCACGGGCGGCUGUGGUAGCUGCGGUGCCGAUGGGAGCUGCCAUGAAGCCGCCAAAGACGCUGAGCUCAUUUGCCUAUGCACCCUUUGAGGCUUCCAUGGCCCGCAGCGGAGAUUUUCUUCAGGUGCCUGCCAGCCUGUCGCACGUGGAGGUGACGCCCUCGGUGAAGGCGGCGCCGAGCCGCCGCGGCAGCAGCUUCCGUGAGAUGGAGCACCCACCACCGCCGCCGCCACCGCCGAAGGGCUUGAGCUGGGAUGAGAAGAAGUUGUGCAGCCAGCAAGAGUACUACGAGGAUUGCAUCCAGUGCUGCAGAGAGAAGAUGCCGGCACACUCGGCCAAAUGUAUGCAUAAGUUCUGCACGCCACUGCUGACGAAGCCAAAGCCGCAAGAUCUGCAGUGA
Molecule: messenger RNA, 548 nt
Organism: Durusdinium trenchii
Lineage: Eukaryota; Dinophyceae; Suessiales; Symbiodiniaceae
Source: the annotation of a GenBank genome assembly